CAUCAACAGUCGCGAGGUAAACACCGUAGAGAACGGGUUCUUUCAAUUUGUAUGUCGCGCAAUCCUAGAUAUUCGAAUUUCGGUCAAAAAAUGGAUAGAGUAAAAGUUCGAAAAAGUGCCUGAAAGACUUAUUAGUUUUACAUGACGCAAUCUGUGAUAUUUUUCUCCUUGAUUAUUACUUUCGUUUUCUGAAAUAUUAUUUAGUAAAGAGUUUGACAAAAAUCUCAGCAAAAUGGGAGUAGAAAAACAAAAAAAGAAAAUUCCUUACCCCAAAUCUGUAUUUUUUAUUGUAAGCAAUGAAUUCUGCGAAAGAUUCUCUUACUAUGGCAUGCGAACAAUUCUCAUCUUAUAUCUCACAAAAAUCCUCCUCUACACCGAAGCAGAUGCCAAAAUCGUCUACCACGCCUUCACAAUGUUCGUCUACUUCUUCCCAGUGUUUGGUGCUAUUCUUUCAGACAGUUGGUUGGGCAAAUUCCGUACAAUCCUCUACGUAUCCAUGAUAUACGCUGCAGGUAGUGUAUUAUUAGCUCUAACAUCAGUUGGACCACUACAAAUACCCCAAAAAGAGUUUACAAUAUUUGGGCUGCUCCUCAUAGCCAUCGGUACUGGAGGAAUUAAACCAUGUGUAUCUGCCUUUGGAGGAGAUCAAUUUAUAUUACCCCAGCAAGAAUUACAACUGGCCACCUUCUUCUCCUUGUUCUACUUCUCUAUAAAUGCUGGAAGUUUAAUUUCAACAUUCCUAACUCCGAUUUUGAGAAACGAUGUCCACUGCUUCGGUUUGGACAGUUGCUACCCUUUGGCUUUUGCAGUUCCUGGAGGUCUGAUGAUUGUAUCAAUCGUCAUAUUUGGACUUGGAAAACCACUGUACAAAAUCAAACAACCCAAAGGCAACAUUAUAGUUCAAGUAGUCAAAUGCAUAUCGUAUGCUGUUACUCACAGGAAAGGAUCAAAAGUGGAACACUGGCUAGACAGAUCCAAACCCGCGUUCGGGGCAGAACUAGUCAACGAUGUCAAGUGUUUGCUCAAGGUUUUGGUACUGUACAUUCCACUGCCGAUUUUUUGGGCUCUGUACGAUCAACAAGGUUCUGGGUGGACCUUCCAAGCAGUCAGAAUGGACGGAGAUAUCGGAUUUUAUACCAUUCUGCCUGACCAAAUGCAGGUGGUCAAUCCUCUUCUUAUUUUGGCUUUUAUUCCUUUGUUCACUUAUGGAGUGUACCCUUUGUUGGCCAAGUGCAACCUGUUGAAGACGCCACUGCAAAGGAUGUGCUGCGGUGGUUUUCUCGCCGCAGUUGCCUUUGCCGUGUCAGCUAUAAUUUCCAUUAAUUUGGAAAGUACUUACCCGGUACUGCCCAGCGCUGGACAAGCCCAGGUUCGGAUAUACGACACUACCAGUUGUGCUUACAGCUUCACCAGCAAUUACGGUAUCGACUUAAAUGGGGACAUCAGUAAUGGAUACUAUGAAAAUAAGGAUAUCCAGAUUUCGGGAACUCAGAAUAUUAUUUUCACCUUCACAAAAUCCGGAACCUGCGAUGAUGCUUCUCCAGAACCGCUUUCUAUUGAUAUGGACGAAAAGGGGACUUAUGGAAUAUUUUUGAACCAAUCAGGAGCGUACAGUUUUACAGACAAUAUCGAAAAAAGUGACGAUGGAUACCCGAAACUAAGAGUUCUAUCAUACCUGGCGAGAAAUAUUACCCUACAACACACUAAAAAAACAUCAUACAGUGUUGAAGUAAAUCCCGGAAACACUACUUUGUAUAGUAUGCCAUAUCCUGGAACAUACCGUGAUGUUAAUUCUGAAAAUUCUUUUGAAGUCACUGUUAAAUUGGGAGGAACAUACAGUGCCUUAUUCAAAACGAGUUCAGUCCAACUGAUCACAGUCACUCAGCCAAACAGCGUUCACAUGUUGUGGUUGCUGCCUCAGUAUUUCAUUAUCACGGCAGCAGAAAUUAUGUUUUCCAUCACCGGUUUGGAGUUUUCAUAUUCACAAGCGCCCAGCACUAUGAAAUCAGUGUUAACAGCUGCUUUUCUCCUAACAACAGCCUUUGGAAACCUGAUUAUUGUUCUUAUAGAAUCAGCGAAGAUUUUCGAAGACCAGUCUAAAGAUUUCUUCCUCUAUACCGGACUGAUGUUGGUGGAUAUGUUACUGUUUAUGUGGCUGGCAAUCAGGUACAAGUACGUGCAAAACGAAGAUUCCAGCGAAGAUGAAGAAUUAGACGAAAAAGAAACGAUAACCAACGGCAUAGACAACCCGGCCUUCAAACAGUGAUCUUUUUUGUGAAAGUGCGUUAAUUUUUUUGCGGAAAAUAAAUAAAGGUCUAGCAACUUUCGUUGAAUGUGAUUAGAAUUUAAAAGUAUUGUUUCUAUACUUAAAAUGUUGGAUAUGUAAAAUAAAGACUGUUUCUUUUUCCUUCGCAGAGAAACCAAUAUCAUGGGAGAAAAUCUUAUAGCAUUAAGAAAACAUUCCUUUUUAUGUACAUACAAUAUAUAUUAAUAAUAAAUUAUUUUUCUAACAG
Sitophilus oryzae (rice weevil) is the source of this 2513-nucleotide messenger RNA. RefSeq names its product peptide transporter family 1. Gene Ontology annotation, cellular component: membrane. Gene Ontology annotation, biological process: oligopeptide transport; transmembrane transport. Gene Ontology annotation, molecular function: dipeptide transmembrane transporter activity. Bases 233 to 2266 code for a protein of 677 amino acids. The transcript has 12 exons. NCBI's taxonomy places the organism in Eukaryota, Metazoa, Arthropoda, Insecta, Coleoptera, Curculionidae. The record is from RefSeq and is a predicted model, not a curated record.